AUGUCUACAGAUCUUAAAUUCAGACAAGAAUUGCUCGAAAUCAGAUUACCAACUAUAAAGAUCAACUCUUCACAAUCGUCUGAUGAUCAAAAUUGCCCAAAGCAAACCUCAAUCAAUGAUCAAGAUUGCCACACACCAAAGUCUCCACAACACAUGAUUCCCAAGAUCCUCAGCUGCCCACCAGCCCCGAAAAAACCGACCCGGGUGCCCUCAUGCAAGAGAAAAUUAUCCGAAUUGCAAUUCUUCGAAGUGGUUUCGAGAGAAGAGGUGGAAUCAUUCUUCAGAAUUGCUGAGGCCCAAAUCAAUGGCGCCACAAAGAAAAGAUGCUUCGUGUAA
This is a messenger RNA of Fraxinus pennsylvanica, 336 nucleotides long. NCBI's taxonomy places the organism in Eukaryota, Viridiplantae, Streptophyta, Magnoliopsida, Lamiales, Oleaceae. The record is from the annotation of a GenBank genome assembly.